CACGUCUCUGUAUUCAUUCCAUCCGAUGGCAUUCAAACGAAUAUUCGCGUGUGAAUACGGUGUAAACCUUGGGCGACUCAGAUAUCGAUCGUAUCUACACCUUGGACGCACGCACAAUGGCGUCCUCCGAUCUGAUAGUGAACGUAAAUAAUCUGGAGAAAAUAGAGAAUUUUCUAAAUGAUUCCACGUACAAAGAGAUUAUCGAAAACAGUGAAACGUUCAACACACGGCUAUGUCUGGAACGGAGGUUAAGGAUGCCGUUUCUCGACCCGCAGACGGGCGUCGCUCAAAAUCACUGUGCGUUGUUUAUGCACAGUCGUCACCGGAUCCCGGGCCUGAAGAAUGGGCAGGUGUACAGCUACCCGGCCGCACGGUGGCGUAAAUCCCGUCGGCAGUACUUGCUGCAGAAGCCGCAUCCACCGUUCCCGGCGUACACGCACCGUCCGUUUGGGCAUCUACAGCCGGCGCCACCGCCCUCCAUCCUACCCGGCAGCGGUAUCGGUGGAGAUCGUGGUGGAGGCGGUGGCGGAGGUGGCGGAAGCACAUACGAUUCGGAAAACUCCAACCUGGACCAGUCGAGUGCGGUUGAUGCGUCCGACCUGAAGGAGCACGAGUCGGAAAAAGCGGGCAAGGAUUGGUAUUACGACGAGAUGGAAAUGCACGACAUGGAAUCGUUCGAGGAUCACGAUCUGCCCGAUUCCGACUGCGACUACGAGGAGAGCUUCAGCCAGCGCAAGAAAAAGAGCAAGGGUGCGCGCAGUGGUGGUGGCGGUGGCGGCGGUGGGUCCGGCGGUGGGCGCAGCAAAUCAAGCGGCUCAUCGUUGUCGGACGCGAACAAUCGCCGCGGUGGCAGAGGUGGCGGCCGGGGCCGAGGACGCAAAUCGCAAGGUAUUGGGGGCGACUUGGGUCCUAGCUUCAAAGAUAUGGUGGAAACACCGAAAAAGAACCGUGUUCAAACACUACCGAACCUCACACCUCAAUCGAACAGCUCAUCCCCACUGACCCUACCCGGAGGAGGCACAGGAGGAGGUGGAUCUGAAGAGCUGCCGAUGCCGGAACUGGUGCCGGAAGUGAAAGUCGAAGGUAGCAGCGACCCCACGGACGGCGGACCACCGAAGCUCGGCAACAAUCGUCCUGGGCCGGGCGCGAAUCAUUCCAGUGGGCUCGGCACUAACAAUACGCCCGGUGGACCUAUGGCUGCCCUUACCGGUGCAGCUGCGUCGGCCGGUGGACCACCGGCAUCAUCGAUCGUUGGUCCCGCAAUCGGUCCAGGCGUUGGUCCCGUCGGUGCUGGCGGAGUUGGUGCGGGAGUUGUUGGUGGUGGCGGCGGUGGCGGUGCUGUAGAGAAAAGCCGUGCUAUACCAUCGCCCUACUGCGACUUCUGUCUGGGCGAUGCACGGGAAAACAAGAAAACGUUCGAGCCGGAAGAGCUGGUAUCCUGUUCGGACUGUGGCCGUUCGGGCCAUCCGUCCUGUUUGCAGUUCACCGCCAACAUGAUCAUUUCCGUGCGGAAGUAUCGGUGGCAGUGCAUCGAGUGCAAGUACUGCACGAUCUGCGGCACAUCGGACAACGACGAUCAGCUGUUGUUCUGCGAUGACUGUGACCGUGGCUACCAUAUGUACUGUCUCUCGCCACCGCUUGUUUCACCGCCCGAGGGAUCCUGGAGCUGCAAACUGUGCAAGGAAGAAUUCCACAAGCCCAAGUAAGCGGAUGGGAGGACGUUUGAAUAGCGCACCACACUUUGACAACGUGUUUCUCCACGCAAGGAGGAAAAUGGUAAGACAACGCGGGCAUGAAUCAGAAAGGUCAGUAGCGAGGUAUUACAUAGACACUACGAAAACGACAAUUUAGUAUUAGGUGCGAAGACACACACUAUGACUUCGAUGCCCGACACCGAUCAACGGAUCGCGUAAAUCGAUAUUAACUCUCUCACUAGAUAACUAUUGCUCACUCUCGGAAACAGAAUGAUGGACACUCGUGACUCCGAAUCCGAGUUUGCCAUUUUUUUAAUAUGUACCUAUUUUAAACUCCAAUCCCCCCAAAACCCUGUCCUUGUACCGAUUUGUAUUUUGUGUAACGUGUUAGAUCUGUUUCUAUGUGUGUUUUUUUAAACUGUUUUGUUCUCCCCCGUUUUUUAGUUCAUUCGGAACCGUGUAAUGCAUUUCUGCUAGUUUUAUUCUUUACCGAUUAAGAACAGUACUUAAGCACUAGCUAAGCAAUAAGAAGAAGCCUAACUGAUUAGAGGAAAACUCUUCCGGUACGAGACUAAUGGCGUAUCUCAAUGCCAUUAAUAUCGCUUUUCUUUCAUUCUCUCUCUCUCUAUAUCUCUCUACUUCAGCUUUAAAUGUAAUUUGUUUUAGAAGAAGAAAAAAAUGCCGUUUACCUUCUGGCGCAGUCAUAAACGAAAUGAAAGCUUUUUAAAACCGAUCACUACCUAUUGUAACCAUGAUAAAAUCGCGCAAUAUUACUACAGAAACACGAUAGAAUACUAACAAUUAUUCGCUACUCUUAAGCGCAGCUCUCGGCAUACAAUAAUAUCCACGUUUUCAAGUGCGUUUUAAUUUAACACGA
Molecule: messenger RNA, 2571 nt
Organism: Anopheles funestus (African malaria mosquito)
Lineage: Eukaryota; Metazoa; Arthropoda; Insecta; Diptera; Culicidae
Gene: d4
Product: zinc finger protein ubi-d4
Exons: 2
Coding region: 117-1706 (529 amino acids)
Biological process (GO): nervous system development
Cellular component (GO): nBAF complex
Source: RefSeq, a predicted model, not a curated record